AAACCAUCACCUGUCAAUAUUUUCUUAUAAGCCGAUGCUCCCGUAACCCUAGUUAACCCUUUCGCUCGCCUCCGAUCAUUUGGUUCAAGUUUAUCCGAGAAGGCGAUGGCUCCGAAGCAGCCGAAUACUGGUCUCUUCGUGGGACUUAACAAAGGACACAUUGUUACGAAGAAAGAGUUGGCUCCCCGCCCCUCAGAUCGUAAAGGAAAAAGUAGCAAAAGAGUUCUCUUCGUGAGGAAUUUGAUCCGGGAAGUUGCUGGGUUUGCACCAUAUGAGAAGAGAAUCACUGAGCUUCUUAAAGUUGGGAAGGACAAGAGAGCACUAAAAGUGGCCAAGAGAAAGUUGGGAACUCACAAGAGAGCAAAGAAGAAGCGAGAGGAGAUGUCCAGCGUUCUCCGCAAAAUGAGAGCUGGUGGAGGCGGCGAGAAGAAGAAAUGAAGCUCCAAGUUCCAUUUUGUUAGAGACAUGUUCUAGAUUGUUAUUGUUGUUACCCAGAAUGAAAUUCAGUGCAUUUUUUAACCUUGUGUUAGGUGAACUAUGACAGGUAUUAGAACGUAUGUUUUUAAUUUCUUCAAGUCUUAUUUUUUUAAUGAACUCUAUAACCAUUUGUAUCCCUUUUGAUACAUUUUCGUUAGCUUGGAAGGAAUGCAGCGUUUCAUUAGCUUGAAA
Molecule: messenger RNA, 669 nt
Organism: Cucurbita moschata (crookneck pumpkin)
Lineage: Eukaryota; Viridiplantae; Streptophyta; Magnoliopsida; Cucurbitales; Cucurbitaceae
Product: 60S ribosomal protein L36-2-like
Exons: 4
Coding region: 106-438 (110 amino acids)
Biological process (GO): cytoplasmic translation
Cellular component (GO): ribosome; cytosolic large ribosomal subunit
Molecular function (GO): structural constituent of ribosome
Source: RefSeq, a predicted model, not a curated record